This is a messenger RNA of Kwoniella shivajii, 717 nucleotides long. RefSeq lists its product as uncharacterized. The coding region runs from base 1 to 717 and encodes 238 amino acids. Lineage: Eukaryota; Fungi; Basidiomycota; Tremellomycetes; Tremellales; Cryptococcaceae. The record is from RefSeq and is a predicted model, not a curated record. The transcript has 2 exons.
AUGGACGAAUCGAUCGAAGAAGGGGACUCCCUCUUCUCAUUACCUGGAAGACCCAAUGUAAACCCUCGCUCAUUGUAUCAUACCCCUCCGCAAGCAUCAGGUGGAAAUCGCGUUGGAUUAGGACUUGAUCCAACGAUCGUACCUGCACAUCUGCCAGAAUCAGAAGAAUCAUUCGAACAACCUAAUAGAUGGAGUGGAGCUUCGCCUCCUGAUAUCUCGACAUCAUAUGAAUAUCCACAGCAGGGAGAAGAAGAAGAAGAAGAUGGGAUUCCGGUCGAAGAACAAGGUGAAGAAGAAGAAGAUGAGGAUGGUGAAGGAAGUUAUGCGGCCAGUGAAGGUAGUUCAGCACAAUAUGAUCCUGAAGCAGAUCCAGAAACUUUUGCUCGGAGAUUAGAUGAACUAGCUGGUAUAUUAGAGAUUAGUGAGCAAGAAUCUAAUGCAAAUAAAUGGGGCAUUCCUAUAAUCAAUAAGAAAAAUCAAGAUAUACCUCUGCAUGAUUUUCGUAGUUUGAUAAAUCUUCACCUGACUUCAACAGAGUGGAAAUACUCUUCACCAGCUUUACUCGUACCACUACCUGGUAGAACUGCAUCAUUCGGAGGAGGCUUGCCUAUGAAUCACGACACGGUUAUCCACCCAAUACGCGUACUGGGAAGAGGUUGGACAGAUAGAGAUGAUUGGUUGGACGAUGAUUCGGAUUCUAUGCAAGUGGAAGCUUGA